Acaulospora colombiana is the source of this 863-nucleotide messenger RNA. The record is from the annotation of a GenBank genome assembly. Lineage: Eukaryota; Fungi; Glomeromycota; Glomeromycetes; Diversisporales; Acaulosporaceae.
AUGGAGAAGUACUUGAUAGAUUUCGUGACGGGAAGGGAGACCGAGUUGAGGAGAAGUAAAAGAAAGGCUGCGAAAAAGAGGAGAACGUUGACGAAGCGUAGCAUGGCAGUCGAAUACAAUUCCUUGUCGUUAUUUGCGUUAUUGUCUGAUGCUCAGAAUCGCCGCCAACGACGACAAAAAAGAGAGGCACAAAACUACUUCAUAAUGUCUGAGAACGUUGAGAACAAGCCCGCCGAGACUGUUGCCCCCGUCGUUGAUGAGACUAAGGCUACUGAGACCCCCGCUCCCGUUGUUGAGGAGACCCCCAAAGAAGAGACCACUGCUGCCGCCACCACUGACGACAAGGCUGCUACUACUGAAGAAGCAAAGACUGAGGAAAAGGCUGGUGAAGAUGCCGCUGGAAAGGAGGCUAAGGCCAAGACUGGCUUCCUCGCAAAGAUUUUCGGAGGCGGUAAGACCGCCGAGAAGAAGGCGCCGAAGGAGGCCACCACUGAGGAGGCUCCAAAGGAAGUCGCUACUGAAGCCCCAGCUGCUGCUGAGGAGGUGAAGGAGACCCCUGCCACCACUGAGCCAGUCAAGGAGACCGAGGCCCCGGUCUCUGCUGCUCCCGCCGCUGCCGAAACUGAGACACCUGCUGCCACCACUUCCUCUGACGAGAAGAAGAAGAAGGACUCCGCAAAGAUCGGCCGCCGUCUCUCCACCAGAAUCUCGGAUCUCUUUGCUGCUAAGCCCAAGGAGCCCAAACCGGAAGCAGCGGCAGUCGCUGAGGAGGCUCCCAAGAUUGAGGAGCCAGCUCCCGUUGCACCUCUUGCCGUGGAAGAGACAAAGAAGGAUGAGACCCCCGCUCCGGUUGCUGCCGCUGC